CGCGCGGCACAUGACCGGGAAACAAGGAAGUGUUGUCCGAGAAGUCACAGGGCCGAGUUUGUUUUCCUCCGCAGAGGUCUCGGUAAAUUCAUUUCACGCUUAAAAGGAGAAGCCGAGCUGAAGGAAGAGACGGACAGCUUCAGUAUUUUAUCAUUACUUCAUGAAAAUGGGUUUAAAUGGCGCGUGUUCGCUCAUUCUUUUACACUGUUUACUAACCUGCGUCACUUUGAGCAGCGGGCUGUUUGCAAAAUCAUUCAGGAGACCUAACAUUGUUUUGAUCCUCACCGACGACUUGGACAUCGCUAUCGGGGGUCUGAGUCCACUCACCAAGACGAAAAAACUGAUAGGUGAUGCUGGAAUAUCGUUCACAAACUCAUUUGUGGCCAGUCCGCUGUGCUGCCCGAGUCGCGCCAGCAUCCUGACGGGGAAAUACCCGCACAACCACCACGUCAUCAACAACACGCUGGAGGGGAACUGCAGCAGCAGAGCCUGGCAGAAGAGCGAGGAGGCGCACACCUUCCCCGCCCUGCUGAGGACGUACGGAGGCUACCAGACCUUCUUCGCCGGGAAAUAUCUGAACCAGUAUGGGCACUCGGAGGCUGGGGGGGUGGAGCAUGUUCCUCCAGGCUGGAACUACUGGGUCGGACUGGAGAAGAACUCUAAAUACUACAACUACACUCUGUCAGUGAACGGGAAGCCUGAGGAACACGGAGCAGACUACAGCAAAGACUACCUGACAGACGUCCUGGCCAACAGGUCUCUGGACUUCCUGCAGUAUAAAUCAAACUACCAGCCGUUCUUCAUGAUGGUGUCCAUCCCGGCCCCCCACUCCCCGUGGACGGCAGCCCCUCAGUACCAGAACAGCUUCAACACCACCAAGGCUCCUCGAGACCCCAACUUCAACGUCCACGGGAAGGACAAACACUGGCUGAUCCGACAGGCUAAAACUCCCAUGACCAACUCCUCGGUGCAGUUCCUGGACGAUGCCUUCAGGAAACGAUGGAGGACUCUGCUGUCAGUGGACGACCUGGUGGAGAAGAUCGUGAAAAGUUUGGAGGUCAGAUCUGAACUGGACAAUACGUACAUCUUCUUCACCUCAGACAACGGAUACCACACAGGUCAGUUCUCUCUUCCUCUGGAUAAGAGGCAGCUCUACGAGUUUGACAUCAAAGUUCCUCUCAUGGUCCGAGGACCAAAUAUCAAACCCAACCAGACCAGCCAGAUGCUGGUGGCCAACGUGGACCUCGGCCCGACCAUGCUGGACAUCGCCGGCUACAACGUCAACAAGACGCAGAUGGACGGCAUGUCCUUCCUGCCCGUCAUGGAGGGCAGGGUGAACAGCAGCAGCUGGAGGACAGACAUCCUGGUGGAGUACGAGGGGGAGGGGAGCAACGUCUCUGACCCCGCCUGCCCUCUGCUGGGACCCGGGGUGUCGGAGUGUUUCCCAGACUGUGUGUGUGAGGACUCAUACAACAACACAUACGCGUGUGUGCGCACGGUCGCCGCCUCCUCAAACCUGCAGUACUGUGAAUUUGACGAUAAUGAGGUGUUUGUAGAAGUCUACAACGUGACAGCAGACCCCUACCAGCUGACCAACAUCGCAAAGAGCAUCGACCAGGAGGUUCUGGAGAAGAUGAACCACCGGCUGAUGAUGCUGCAGUCCUGCGCCGGACAGUCCUGUCGGACCCCCGGCGUCUACGACUCCAGGUAUAAAUUUGACCCGAGACAGAUGUUUCCGGGCCACAGCUGGCCGCCCAGCAGCCUCCGACAGAAGAGGAAGUGAGGAGGUGGAGAAGAGGAGAUGGAGGGAGGAAGAGGAGGGCUGAAUAGUUUUUAGUAUCCAGCCUCCUGCUGGUGUUGCCUUGUUUCAGGCCUGAGCGGUCUGUGUGUGUGUGUGGAUGGAUGGAGAAGUGAUCGGGGGGGGAAGAGGCCUCUGUGGGUGCUCCCCCCCCCCCCCCCCCCUCCCUCCCCCUUAAAGGCUCCAGGUUGGGCUACUGUUUGUUGAGUUUGUCUGUAGGUGUGCAGAGACAUUAUUCAGUGUUGAUUUAUACUCACAAGCCAUUACUCCUUGUCGCCUUGUAAGCAUUCUAAACGUUGUAUUUGUUUGAAACCCUACACAAAAGGGACAAAAAGACCCAGUUCUUAUAAAUGUCUCCGUUGAGAAGAUAAUAUCAAAGGUCCAAGCAGCGAUGAGGUCACAAUAUGUUUUUCUUAUUUAAAUAGUGCACAGGAAGUGGUUUGCUGCAUUCGGAUGGUCCUCAAUAAUUUGUCAAAUGUUAAAUAUAAAUCACUGAGUUGCACUGGUAGUAAUAUAUAUAAAAGCAUAAUAAUCAAAAACAGCACUGUGGUCACUUGAUAAUGUCAAUGAGGAUCAACCGACUGCAGCUAAAUAAAUCCUGGUACGAUGAUAAGAGAAACCGUAAAAUCAGAACGGUCACAGGCAUUUGUAGUGCAAUAAUGAACUAUAUAAGACGAUACAAAGUUGAACGCUCACCUGUACAUUUGGCGUAAUUCGUCAACAGUGUUGGCUUGAAUAGAUGUGAGAAGGAGAUGGAAAGAUUAUACUGCGAGGAAUGCAGAGAAAAGCGAGCCGCCUACAGAGAAGUUGACAAACAGGAAGUCCAACAGAAACCCAUCUCACAGAAACGAGUGCCUACAUUUACAAUCCAGCUGUCUCUUCCACUCUGAAGCUAAAGACAAUACGACUGAAUAACGAUCCCACACAGCAUGUGACAAGGAUAAGCUAACACCAAUUUCGAUUUGAGUCAGUCAUUACUUUUUAUGCGAGUGAAGGAGUCUGAAAUCAGUCAGGAGAAAUGUCCAAUAAUUAUUAGUGGUAUCGAUAAAAACCUGCUUCUAAGUUUACAGGAUCAUUUCUGACUUUGAAAGCACUUGCUACACCGUUUUAGUAUCAGACUCGCAUAAAAGUACAUUUCCUAUUUGGAUUGAAUUCAUCCUGUGUUGUAUAUUUCAUAUUUACUUUAUAUAUGUCACAACUGUCACUUUAGAUGGGAAGAAAAUACAUUUCUAUGUUGGGGUGGAACAUUUCGACAACUAUUUCGUUUUGCGUUUAACUGAGCCACAUUUAAAUAAAAAGGGUUAAGGAGAAGAGAUCCAUUUUCUAGAGGAAAAUAAAAAGGUUAAACUUUUCCAAUAAUCAGGGUUCCUGUUUUAGGAGAGUUAUUUUGUUUAUGUUUCUAGGGGGGCAGGGGGCUGGACUUUUGAAGGACAAAUGAAAAAAAUAUAUUUGAUAUUUUUAUCCAUGCCACCUUCUCCCUCACAUUUAAAAAGAAGCUUUGUGUUGGAUAAUUAUGUUUUUUUCCCGCCACACUUUAACUAUUCUGCGGUGUUGAAAUAAAUCUGAUUUCCAGAGGCUAAAUAAACAAGAAAUCAAAGCUACCUACAGAAAGUAUUUUUUGGUGAUACAUUUUAUUUAAAUAAAGCUCAAAUUUGUUCAGUUUCCAGAAUCUAACCGAAGAUCUGAUCAGGACAUUUUGAGGGGAAAUAUGAAAUAUCAGAAAGUCUGGUCAUAACUAAACGACUGACUCUUGUUGUGUGUGUUUAUCUCAAUUGUGAAUUUUUUUCUGACUGGCUGUUAAAAUGUGUUCCACUGCUACUGGAUUUAUUAUUCUUUUUGUUCAUGCAUGCUCCUCUGUAUCUGAUUCACAUCGGGACUGAAUUAAUGUGAGAACCCUGAGCUCCACAUGUGGUCAUAUUUCACUGAUGCACUUUCCAAUCUGUCAGAACUCUCUUUAUGGAACCAUUAGUUUUAUUUCAUUAAAUAUUUUUGUAGAGUUGCUUUUUAUGAUUCUGUAUUUUGGGCUUGAUUGUGUGUUUGUCCAAAUAAAGAGAUUCUCAAAAUAC
This is a messenger RNA of Gymnodraco acuticeps, 3864 nucleotides long. RefSeq names its product glucosamine (N-acetyl)-6-sulfatase a (gene gnsa). The transcript has 14 exons. The record is from RefSeq and is a predicted model, not a curated record. Gene Ontology annotation, molecular function: glycosaminoglycan binding; N-acetylglucosamine-6-sulfatase activity. Lineage: Eukaryota; Metazoa; Chordata; Actinopteri; Perciformes; Bathydraconidae. Bases 161 to 1783 code for a protein of 540 amino acids. Gene Ontology annotation, biological process: glycosaminoglycan metabolic process.